GCUAACCUGUGCUUUGUGGAUGUAGACAACCAUUUCAUUGAGCUGCCAGAAGACUUACCCCAGUUCCCAAAUAAACUUGAGUUUGUUCAGGAAAUUUCAGAGAUACUAAUGGCUUUUGGAAUUCCGCCUGAGGGAAACCUUCACUGCAGUGAAAGUGUCUCCAAGAUGAAGAGUGUCAGAGCAUGUGACCUUGUUUCUGAUAAAAGAAAUGGGAAUAUAGCAGGAUCACCUUUGAAUUCCUAUGAGCUGCUGAAGGAAAAUGAGACUAUUGCAAGACUCCAAGCACUUGUUAAAAGAACAGGUGUGAGUCUAGAAAAGUUGGAGGUGCGAGAGGAGACCAGUAGCAAAAAGGAUCUUAAAAUUCAGUGUGAUGAAGAAGAAUUCAAGAUUUACCAGCUGAACAUUCAAAUCCGUGAAGUGUUUGCCAACCGCUUUACACAAAUGUUUGCAGAUUACGAAGUGUUUGUCAUUCAGCCCAGUCAGGACAAGGAAUCUUGGUUUACAAACAGGGAACAGAUGCAAAACUUUGAUAAAGCAUCUUUCUUGUCAGACCAGCCUGAACCUUACUUGCCUUUCCUCUCAAGAUUCCUGGAGACCCAAAUGUUUGCAUCUUUUAUUGACAAUAAGAUUAUGUGCCAUGAUGAAGAUGAUAAAGACCCUGUUUUGAGAGUAUUUGAUUCUAGAGUGGAUAAAAUUAGGCUGCUAAAUGUUAGGACACCCACUCUGCGCACAUCGAUGUAUCAGAAGUGCACAACCAUUGAUGAGGCUGAGAAAUCUAUUGAAUUAAGGCUAGCAAAAAUAGAUCACACUGCAGUCCAUCCACAUUUGCUGGACAUGAAAAUCGGACAAGGGAAAUAUGAGCUUGGAUUCUUUCCCAGGCUUCAGUCUGAUGUUUUAUCCACUGGACCAGCAAGCAACAAGUGGACAAAGAGAAAUGCUCCUGCACAGUGGAGGCGGAAGGACAGACAGAAGCAACACACAGAGCACUUACGUCUUGACAAUGAUCAGAGAGAGAAGUACAUCCAAGAAGCCAGGAAUCUGGGCAGCACUAUCCGGCAGCCCAAGCUGUCCAACCUCUCUCCGUCGGUCAUUGCGCAAACAAACUGGAAGUUUGUAGAAGGCUUGUUGAAGGAAUGCCUAAAUAAGACCAAGAGAAUGUUGGUUGAAAAAAUGGGUCGAGAAGCUGUGGAGCUAGGUCAUGGUGAAGUGAAUAUCACAGGUGUAGAAGAGAAUACCCUGAUAGCCAGUCUGUGUGACCUCUUAGAAAGGAUAUGGAGUCAUGGUCUGCAAGUCAAACAGGGGAAGUCUGCUUUGUGGUCUCAUUUGUUACACUAUCUAGAAAACAGACAGAGAAAAACUACAUCAGGCAGCUUCAGUACCUCAGGAAUACUUCUUGAUUCAGAAAGGAGGAAGUCUGAUACUAGUCCAGCCAUGUCACCUCUCAGAAUCUCUCUCAUCCAGGAUAUGAGGCAUAUCCAGAAUAUUAGUGAGAUCAAAACAGAUGUUGGCAAGGCCAGAGCCUGGGUUCGUCUCUCUAUGGAAAAAAAGUUGCUCUCUAGGCAUCUAAAACAGCUGCUUUCAGAUCAUGAACUCACAAAGUAA
Merops nubicus (carmine bee-eater) is the source of this 1602-nucleotide messenger RNA. RefSeq names its product DENN domain-containing protein 5A. The record is from RefSeq and is a predicted model, not a curated record. The annotation marks the transcript as partial. Gene Ontology annotation, molecular function: small GTPase binding; guanyl-nucleotide exchange factor activity. The transcript has 10 exons. Lineage: Eukaryota; Metazoa; Chordata; Aves; Coraciiformes; Meropidae.